AUGGGAAAACCAACCAUUCUCUAUGUCGGAAACCCGAUACGUUUUUCCCGUGAGCGCUGGGCAGAGCUUGAAAAGCGCUGUAACGUGCUAUACUACUCUAAACUCCCCCUCUCCGAGCUCAUAGAGGCCUUCAGCGAGGGAGGUAAAUACUCGACCGUAGACGGCAUUCUUCGACCGAAUAACACCCUGACCAACAAUCUGCCUCUCUUCAACAAGGAGCUAAUCCCUCAUCUACCUCCGUCGUUGAAGAUAAUCGCCUCGGUCAACCAUGGCUACGACGGACAGGAUACGGAAGAACUAGCACGGCAUAAAAUAUGGUACUGUAACGGUGCCGGUGCAGCAAACGAUUCGACAGCAGACCUAGCUUUGUUUCUAAUCAUAGCUACGUUUCGACGAACGAGCUUCUGCGAACAUAAGGUUCGUAGCUUACGGAGAGGAAACUACUAUGACAUCGAGGAUGAGGUUGCUGAGAUCGCGCACAAUCCACACGGGAAGGUCCUAGGUAUUGUAGGUCUGGGAGAGAUCGGGCAGGCGGUAGCCACGCGAGCUUUGGCGCUGGGCAUGAAGAUACAUUAUUUCGGCCGGUCGAAAAAAACUAGCGCGGUGGAAUCAAAGCUGGGAGGCGCAGUAUAUCACUCCGAGUUGAAAGGGUUGCUGGAGGUUACGGAUUGCUUGUUGUUAGCUUGUCCGCAUACGCCGGAAACGCACCAUCUGCUUAAUUCAGAAACAUUCAAACUGAUGAAACGCGGUGUUCGAGUCAUCAAUGUUGGGCGUGGGAAGUGUGUGGAUGAAGAGGCGUUGGCUGAUGCCAUUGACGAAGGGAUAGUGAGCAGUGCUGGGCUAGAUGUUUAUCAGGACGAACCCAAGAUUAAUGCCCGAUUACUCGAUAACUGGCAUGUCACAUUGUUACCGCAUGUUGGAGGAGCAACGAUUGAUACGCAAGCAAACUUUGAACAAAUAGCCAUGGGCAACAUUGAGGCGUUCUUCUUCGGUGAUGGCAAGCCUCUUACCCCAGUCAACAAAGUCGAAGACUACAAACCCAGUACAGAGCGACUGUAG
Molecule: messenger RNA, 1059 nt
Organism: Arthroderma uncinatum
Lineage: Eukaryota; Fungi; Ascomycota; Eurotiomycetes; Onygenales; Arthrodermataceae
Product: D-mandelate dehydrogenase
Exons: 3
Coding region: 1-1059 (352 amino acids)
Cellular component (GO): cytosol
Molecular function (GO): NAD binding; glyoxylate reductase (NADPH) activity; hydroxypyruvate reductase [NAD(P)H] activity
Source: RefSeq, a predicted model, not a curated record